GCGGGCUGGCCUGUUCAGCGUCCAUUCGUCUCAUAGCAACGGGCAGAGGGCGGAGCCUGGAUGUGGAUGGAUCAGGGGACACACCCUGCUGGACACCCUGCUGAGGCUGUGGGAAGCGUUUUACAAAUGUAGCAACCCUGGCUCAUCCAAAGUAUCGAUAAUGAUGCAAAAUUCUACAGAUAACAAAACUGUGAAUCGACCUUUACGUGUUAGAGUUAGCUGAAACUUCCCCUACCGAAAUGACAGCCAGGUUUAAAAGGACCCCACGGAUGAAUGGACCAAUAGUGUCAGAACUGGAACCCGCGACCUACCUCCGCCACUCAUUUCAUGUGAGCAGGACAAGCAAGUCGGAAAGUCUCCCCAGCAUCGCAGGGAUUGGCCUGGGGAUUCAGGAUGUCAAGUCAACACCUAAUGUGUAUUUUGGUAAACCAGGAAAAAGCAUUCCCAGCAUUAUCUCAGCUGUCACAUCGCGGAAGAGAGUCGCCAGCAAAUCCGUUCAGGUGUCCUCUGAUGAAGAAAGUGCACUUCUGUCAAAAAUAGAAGCUUUGCAAAAAGAAAAUCUGCUCCUGAGAUCAUCUCUAAAAGAAAAAGAGGAUGUGGUGGAAAAGCUCAGUAAAACCAUUAGGAAUAAGACGUUGCAGUUUGCCAAAGACAUUGAACUUGAAGUAAACAGCCAUAAAACAAGCAGACAGUCGCUGGACAGAAGCCAGAGAUUAGUGGAAGAGAAGGAGCAGCUCCUGAAUUAUAACAUUCUGCAUUAUGAAAAUGUCAACAGAGAACUGCAGAGUCAGUAUGAAGAGACAGUCGCAGCACUUCGGGAACAAAGCCAAAUCGAGGUCCACAUCAGAGAUGAAAAGAUCCAUAACCUGAAGCAGCAGAUCUCGGAAGUUUUCAGAAAUAAGUCAUGGGAACAUCAGAAGCAAAUGGAAGACCUGCAGAAGGAAAUAAGUCGAUUGGCAGAGGAGGCUCAGUUGCUGCGCUCACAGCUGAAGAGAGAUAACAGUUCCAGACAAGAGUGUGGAAAAUGCAAGUCCUUGGCGGCAGCAUUGGAAGACAGCCGGGUACAAAUCAAACUAAAGAACAGAACAAUUGAGGAGCUCCAGUCACUGUGCCGAAGGUUUCAAAAUCAGCUCCAGGAGCAGGAGAAAGUGCAGAAAUUGCUUGUGACCAAAAACAAAAAUGUGAAAUAGCCAGCAAGAGCGCCUGUAGAGAACGGAUAUAUCACACUGAAGGACUGUUACUACUCAAGCUUCGUAGUGUCACUGCAGGAACGUUGCCAGGAUCACCUUGUGUCUUCAUUUUACAGUGAUCUGCUAUGAUUUGGAUGCAGAUUGUUUGAGUAUCACUAUAUUUUUAAUCCAUGAAUUCAGGUCAAUAUCAAAAGAUAAUAAAAACUGUAUUUUUCAAUG
This is a messenger RNA of Rana temporaria (common frog), 1409 nucleotides long. RefSeq names its product protein FAM184A-like. The record is from RefSeq and is a predicted model, not a curated record. The transcript is spliced from 8 exons. NCBI's taxonomy places the organism in Eukaryota, Metazoa, Chordata, Amphibia, Anura, Ranidae. The coding region runs from base 240 to 1190 and encodes 316 amino acids.